AUGCGCGGUGCGCGACUGAGCUCAUACAGUACUUCAGUACCGCGGCGCAUUCAGCCCAACACUGGCAGCCUCGUGCUCCGCCCAGUAACUGCUGCGAGGCUGUACGCGGAUCAACCGGCCGCUAAAUCAGUGGGGAGAUUGCACUCUUCUGCUCGAUCAGCCACCGUCACAGCGACAGCCGCUGCGGAAGAGCAAUCCAAUGUUGAGGCCGUGGCAGCAUCAGCAGUGUCAUCACCGGCGGCCAAUGUGACGUGGUCUUCUGUGCUGAAUCCGCCGGACUCGACACGCCCGCCCGCGCUCGAUCUGCCGGUCCGCAAGCCCAAGCAGUCGCUGGCAGGUCAUCUGCUGCGACUGGGCAAAGCCUACGGCUCUUUCUACCGGAGCGGGCUCAAGGCCGUCCUCAUCAACCGGCGACUCGUCUCCCAGCUCAAAAAGAAGACCAACAGCAACAGCGGCAAGGACACACUUGCGUCCACUAUUACCCGCGCGGACCUGCUUCUCCGUGAGCGCACACGGCACGACUUCCUCCGCCUUCCGCUCUUUGGCCUUGUGGUGCUCCUCACGGGAGAAUUCUCGCCGCUCGUAGUCCUGCUGUUCCCCAAGCUUACACCCUACACGUGCCGCAUCCCUUCCCACGUGGCCAAGUUACGCCGUGCCGCGCACGAGCGCCGGCUCCGGUCGUAUCAGAAAAUCAGCUCUGCUGCUGCUGCUGUUCCUACUGACGCACACCUAGCCCGUGUGCUGGGUAUCGGCUUCGCACUCUGGGACCGCGUCGGCCUCGCCGUUCCCCUCGCGAGUCGCCGGGUGGACAAACUCCUGCGAGAGAUCGUGCAGGACGACUUCCGCAUUAGGAGCGGCGGCGGCGUCGAGCUGCUGCAUCCGGACGAGGUUGCCCUUGCUGCCGAGCGCAGGGGCCAGGAUGUCCGUGAUCGCAGCACGGCUGGGCUGAGGAGCUGGCUGCGCAAGUGGGUUGAUGACAGUACACAGUCUGGUGCUGGGAGCGAGGAAGAUGGGGUUAUGGCAGCGCGGGAGAGACUCGCGGUGGGCAAAUCAGUGUAA
Molecule: messenger RNA, 1059 nt
Organism: Microdochium trichocladiopsis
Lineage: Eukaryota; Fungi; Ascomycota; Sordariomycetes; Xylariales; Microdochiaceae
Exons: 1
Coding region: 1-1059 (352 amino acids)
Biological process (GO): intracellular monoatomic cation homeostasis
Cellular component (GO): mitochondrial inner membrane
Molecular function (GO): ribosome binding
Source: RefSeq, a predicted model, not a curated record